AUGUUACCUUCGGUUCCAGAAGGGGUAAAUGCUUCGUUUAAAAAGGGCCCAGGCCUCUACGAGUUCCUCAUAGAAGCGGAACUACAGCAAUACUUUAAUAGUUUUAAGAACACUCUAAAAAUUACUCAUCCCUCACAAUUAAAAUUCACAACGGAAGGAGAUUUGAUUGAGAUAGGAAUGUCUAAGCCCGAGAUGAGGAGGCUUAGGAAGUACUACGAGAAGCAUUUUCCUCAUAAUUACUUAUCCAAGUUUAAAAAACUGUUAACGCACAGGAAGCAAGAAAAUGCCGUAAAUGAUGUCGCACUUCUUACCAAUACGGAUUCCAUGACUCUUUCUAAAGCACCUAGAGUUUCUAGCAAGCACAUCAUACCCUCUUCUAGUAUUACAAUUAACAAGGAAUUGGGAAUGGGAGAGUUUGGUGUUGUUCAACAGGGCGUUUGGUGUAACGAAGGGGAAAGAAUACAAGUUGCAAUAAAGUGCCUAUCACGAGAUAGGAUGCAAAGCAACAUGGUCGAAUUUCUAAAAGAGGCAUCGAUAAUGCACAACAUAGACCAUCCAAAUAUUGUACGUUUCUUUGGUGUGGUAUUACCGAAUAUCGAUGGUAGUUUGAUGUUGGUAACCGAAUUGGCCCCAUUGAGAUCUCUUUUAGAAUGCCUUAAAGAACCGUCGUUGCGGUCCAGUUUUCCUGUUCUCACCCUCUGUGAUUUUGCCUAUCAGAUUUGUGACGGUAUGCAAUAUUUGGAAGCCAACAGACUGAUUCAUAGAGAUUUAGCCGCCCGCAAUAUUCUUGUAUUCUCUAAAAAUAAGGUAAAAAUAUCGGAUUUCGGCCUAAGUCGGGCCCUCGGUCAGGGCAAGGAUUAUUACCAGACGAAUUUCAACGUCAAUUUGAAACUGCCUAUUGCCUGGUGCGCACCGGAAUGUAUCAGUUACUUGCGAUUUACAACGGCUAGUGACGUUUGGGCGUUCGGGGUCACCCUAUGGGAAAUGUUUUCCUACGGUUUUCAACCUUGGGCCGCCCUGACGGGACAACAGAUAUUAGAAGCGAUAGACGAACCGAAUUUCCAAAGAUUAGAACAGCCGGACUGUUGCCCGUUGGAUCAUUACAAUUUAAUGUUGGAUUGCUGGAAGCACGAGGCCGCUUCGAGGCCCCGUUUCGCCGAUAUCGGUCCCAUUCUUGCCGAAUCUCGACCCGAACAAGUUCAGGCCAAGGUAUCAUCUAACGAUGGUUCUCAUUUUUUAAACUACAGGGUAGGAGAUGUGAUAACUGUAUUAGAUAAGAAAAAUAAUCAACCUCUUUGGAAAGGCGCCACCGCCGGCGGUAAAACGGGUUUAUUCGAUCCCGUCAAUGUCGUUGCUUAUUUGGGUAGCGAUUUGCCCAGUUCUUCUUUUCUGCGUUCCGACAGCACCAGAUCGUCGGCUCGCAGGAAAUUGCGCAGCGAAAUGAUUAGCGCUCCGCAGGGCGAUUUCAAACACACGGGUCACGUUGGAUUAGACGGUGCUUAUUUCGGCGAUCUCAGUUGGAUGGACGGCUCAAAAGGAAACUACGGAACACUUCCGACUCAAGUGGUGGCGCCGUACCGGCCGCACAAAGACCUCGAAGCCGCCCCUCUAUUGGAGAGCGAUCUCGUACCGGCUCCGGCGCCGGCGCCGUUACAAGAUCACGAAUACCACGAGAUCAGCGACGAGGAGAAUCCGAACAGUCCCGGCUUGGAUUUGGGACCAUCGUUGAUGGCCGAAAUGGAGAUGAUGUUUAGCUCGUUGGGCGCCCAAAAUCAUUCGCUCGACGCUCACGACGGUUCAAAUAGGAGCAACGAGUUGCGCGAGAAAUUGAACAAACCGAGGAAACAGGCGACGGUCAAACCGAUAUCGGCGCACGAUCAGAAAACUUUGGAUACCGCGAUCGCUUUCGCUAAUGAAAUUACUUCGAGAUCGAUGUCGGCGCCACCGCCUAUUACACCGGCAUCUCCGAAUAAGAAGAAAUUUAGCUUUAAAUUCCCAUCGGUGCACGAGCAUGAUAAGCACAACGAGAGGAGGAAUUUCUCGGAGGAAGCUUUGUCUACGUCUGAUUUACAGUCCAAAGUUACGCAAGAGGCGCAAUUGGCUUACGAAGGACUCGUGGAAAGCCCGGCACACGACGUUACCCAAUUGAUCGGUACGAAUCCUUUGCGAAUACUUCGAUCAGGACAACCGGUAAUAAACGCCCGAACUAGAUCAUCGAGCUUAGCAAGCACCCUACCACCUAAAAUGGGCGUUUUAAGUCGAAGUUCAAUACCGGAUAAUCUUAAUGGUAAACAAGAAUUUUCGACGUUACCUCGUCAACGACCGCCCUCACAUUCAUCAAAUUCAUCGAUAAACGGCGCCGCCCAAAAGGAUGAGAAUCCGAUUCCUUUACCGCCACGCGAUAAAAACAAAGCCCUUUUGGCCGCCAAACCGCGUCACACUCGAAAACAUCCUCUCAUAAUUCCACCCACCAGUCUACAGAGGACCCUUGAUAAAGUGAAUACCGUUUCUCCGCCGCCUCCAUCAUCAGGCGAGACGCCGUUCGAUCGAUCGGAGCCGGUCUACACCAAUCACAUGGUCAACGCGGGGGCGGGGGCGGCGGCGGCGGCGGCGAAAAAUCCCGAAUCGUUGCACUUCGAAGAUGAGAUCGAAUCGAAUCUGAACGCUCUGGAUCAAAUACCGAUCGAUCACGAAGACGUCGUCGACGGCGACGAUAGUUUCGCGGGAUUGAAAAGCGAUGAGGAAAAGAUGCACAGCCAUCACGUGAGUUGCGAAGAUCUGUUGAAAUUUGCGAAUUCGAAACCGCCUUCGAGGACGAGAGGAAACGAUUCCGACGAAGUGAGGAUCAUGUCGAAGGUGUUAGGGAAAGAUGUUACAACGGAGAAAUGCUUGCAAGCCCUCGACCAAUCCGAUUGGGACGUGAUGAAAGCUAUAAAAAUUCUCAAACUUCAAAACGUGGUAAACGCCGAUUUGUCCAAAUGUUUCAGAGGUUUGGAGCACACCUCUUGGGAUAUAACGAAGGCGGCACAAUGGAUUCUCCAGCAAGACGGAGAGGUUACUCAAGUUUAA
This is a messenger RNA of Phyllotreta striolata, 3069 nucleotides long. The record is from the annotation of a GenBank genome assembly. NCBI's taxonomy places the organism in Eukaryota, Metazoa, Arthropoda, Insecta, Coleoptera, Chrysomelidae.